AUGCCUCGUAAACCUCAUGGUCAAUGUUUAAUAUGCGAUGAUGACGCCAUUGGUAUCAACUUUGGCGUACCAACAUGUAUGCCAUGUAAAGCAUUUUUCCGACGUAACGCAAAUCUAGUCGGUACUCGUGAUUUUAUAUGUCAACAUGAUGGAGAGUGUUUAAUAACAUAUAAAUAUCGUCGUUCAUGCAAUUGUUGUCGUCUGGCAAAAUGUUUCCGCGUUGGAAUGAAAAAGUCAUUCAUACUAACUGAUGAAGAACGUGAAUCUCGUAAUAAGGUAGUCGCAGAAAAUCGUCUCAAACGUGGAAAAAUACCGAAACCGCAAACUAUCGUAUGGAUGCAGUUGCCGAAAUUACUUAGCGUAUCACCAAACUCAACUCAAUAUCUUUCUCCGUUAGACGAAGCUCUUCUUUCAAAUAUUUUUCAUGCAUAUGAAAAAACUUGCAUUGCAGCAAGAAAUGCUCAAUUUCCAUCUUUUCCUGCAGCGAAAUAUGAUUCAUUACAUGAUUUUUUCAAUGAAAUUUCUCUCGCAUUUCCAGUAUUUAUUGAAUAUUUUAAACUUAUACCUGAAUUCGAAAAUAUUAUGAUGGACGAUAGAAUACGCUUAUUAAAAAAUCACUUCUGUAUUAUUGUUAACAUCAAUGAAUUUUUAAUGCAUCCAGAAACAUCAAGUAAUCUUGUUGCAACAUGGACAAAUUUAUUUGGUAUCGAUGUAACGGAACGUCUUUUAAAACGUAAUCAAUUACUUGAUGCAUUUCUCUAUGAUUUUAUUCUAUUGAAACUUGUUCUUAUUGUUCUCGUCCUUUCAAGCAGCAAUAGUAGAAAUAUUGAUGAUGUGGAUUUAGAUCUUAUAUGUGAUAAUUCAUUGUUGAUAUUAUCUGCUCAAAAUGUCUAUGUAGAAUUAUUAUGGAAAUAUAUAUUAUCACGCACAGACAACGAAAAAGAUGCAGUAAAAUUUUUCAAUAAAUUGAUUAUGUGCAUUCUGUAUGUUCAAAACAUUGAUAUGUACAUAGAUGGACACAUAUGUGGCUUAACACAUGAAAUUAAUCAAUUAGAACCUUUGGUAAAAAAUAUGUGGCCAAGAACAGAUCAAGAGGAUGAGAUCACUGACACAAUAUUAACGGAAGAUAUAGCUGACAUUAUCAUAACUGAAGAUAUCGUAGAUAACAUCCUAACUGAAGAUAUCAUAGAUAAUAUCCUAACUGAAGAUUUACCUGAUAUUAGUUUCAUGGAAGAUCUUAUUUUCUAA
Molecule: messenger RNA, 1248 nt
Organism: Rotaria socialis
Lineage: Eukaryota; Metazoa; Rotifera; Eurotatoria; Philodinida; Philodinidae
Source: the annotation of a GenBank genome assembly